Messenger RNA from Hyaena hyaena (striped hyena), 1977 nucleotides. It is a transcript of the gene EDN1, whose product is annotated as endothelin 1. Bases 317 to 925 code for a protein of 202 amino acids. Gene Ontology annotation, cellular component: extracellular region. Gene Ontology annotation, biological process: intracellular calcium ion homeostasis; regulation of systemic arterial blood pressure by endothelin; regulation of vasoconstriction. The record is from RefSeq and is a predicted model, not a curated record. NCBI's taxonomy places the organism in Eukaryota, Metazoa, Chordata, Mammalia, Carnivora, Hyaenidae. Gene Ontology annotation, molecular function: hormone activity; endothelin A receptor binding; endothelin B receptor binding. The transcript has 5 exons.
GCCAUCCAAGGCAGACGCGCUUCUGCAGCGGCGCUGGGGCGAGAGCGCAGAGGGUCCCGGGCGCGCUGCUGUGUCCCGGGCACGCCACCGCCGCGUGCGUCUUCAGACCGCUCCCACUGCGGCCCUGCUGGCAGAAACUUCUUUUUUCUGUCCGUUAAAAGAGCCCUUAGGCUGAAGGAUCGCUUUGAGAUCUGAAUAACCAGAAGCGCUCCGAGGCAACCGAAGCUAUUUUUCUUCGUUUUUCCUUUUGGGUUUCGUUGGCACGGGAGAAUUUUUAUCAAUUCCCUCCCCACUUUUUUUUUUUUCUCUCUCCAAAAUGGAUUAUUUCCCCAUGAUUUUCUCUCUGCUGUUUGUGGCUUUCCAAGGAGCUCCAGAAGCAGCAGUCUUGGGCACAGAGCUCAGCACAGGCCCGGACAGCGGAGGGGAGAAGCCGGCUCCCAGUGCGCCCUGGCGGCCCCGUCGGUCCAAGCGCUGCUCCUGCUCUUCCCUGUUGGACAAGGAGUGUGUCUACUUCUGCCACCUCGACAUCAUCUGGGUCAACACUCCCGAGCACAUUGUUCCAUAUGGACUCGGAAGCCCUUCUAGGUCUAAGCGAUCCUUAAAGGAUUUGUUUGCCACGAAGGCAACAGACCACAGGGACAGAUGCCGGUGUGCUAGCCAAAAAGACAAGAAGUGCUGGAAUUUUUGCCAAGUGGGGAAAGAACUCAGGGACCAAAACAGUAUGGAGAAAGGCUGGGAUGACCAGAAGAAAGGAAAAGACUGUUCUGAGCCUGGAGAAAAGUGUAUUCAGCAGCAGCUGGUGGCAGGAAGAAAAAUAAGAAGGUUGGACGCCAUCAGCAACAGCAUCAAAACAGCCUUCCGUGUUGCAAAGCUGAAAGUAGAGGUCUACAGAGAGAAGAAAGUGACCCACAACCGAACGCACUGAUGGCAGGUCGCCGGGGCCUGUCACAUGCCAUCUCCUCCCCAGAGGGAACCCUGUGGCUGAUUCUGCACUCUCUCCACAUGGCUGGGAUCAGAGCAAAGGCAUCCUCCCUGCUUAGACCGUUUCUCGCUCCAGACUGGCAACGGACCAGUGUCCUCACUCUAAACAUUCCAGGAAAGGUUAAGGAGUCCCCCAAUCUGUCUUCAUUUGCUUCCAUCAGUGGUGACCGCUUCCGUCUUUCUUCAUUUGGGGUCAGAGUUGGACCCCUCAGAAAGCAGAGAGACACAGUGACUUGCGGAUUAGAGUGGCAGCCUCCAGACGGGGGAGAGGAGAUUCCGCGCACCGCGGAAUUUCUGAAGAGGGUCCGAAGGGAGUGUUUGCGUCUCACUCAGGCGCCUGGCACAUUUCAGGGAGAAACUCCAAAGUCCAUGCAAAGAUUUUCCAAGGAGUGCACAAAUUGAAAACACACUCGAAGGACACUCAAGUUAAAAAAAAAAGAAAAAGACUUUUAUUUUAUUAUUUUUUUUUAAUUCACAAAAUGCAAAACUGAAAGACACUGUUACUACUGUAAAAUCAGGAUGGGUUUAAUGGAUAUGAGUCUACCUCACUUCUGUUGCACUCUGGCAGAAGUAUUUCCCCACCUUUAAUUAUUGCCUCCUCUGGCUCUUCCCCUCCUGCUGUCCCCUCCUCCCCAAAACCCCUAUGGUAAAUCUUGGCCUCAUAGAUGUCUAGUCUAACAUGUCAGUAGUAGAUGUAACAUUCUCAUGGUAAUGUUAGCUCUGAUUAACAGUAGCUACUAGCUCUGAUCCACAAGAAAAAAUGAUCAUUGAAUCAAGAGGUUCCCUUACCUUGAUCUUUGGAAACACAAUGGUAUAGAAUUGUUUAUGAAAGACAUUGAACAGUAAACAUUUGGUUAUGCUUUAAAGCAGUAGAAUUAUUUUCCUUUAUGUAACUGGCUAAUGGAAGGGGUUGGAAUAAAUUUUGAUGUACUUAUUUUUUUAUAGAUAUUUAUAUUCAAACAAUUUAUUCCUUAUAUUUACCAUGUUAAAUAUAUG